Paramacrobiotus metropolitanus is the source of this 930-nucleotide messenger RNA. RefSeq lists its product as uncharacterized. Lineage: Eukaryota; Metazoa; Tardigrada; Eutardigrada; Parachela; Macrobiotidae. The record is from RefSeq and is a predicted model, not a curated record. Bases 14 to 646 code for a protein of 210 amino acids. The transcript is spliced from 3 exons.
GUUAGCCACGGCAAUGCUGGGUGAUCAGGAUGAUCCAAUCGGUGUGCCGCUGCUUCUUCCAUGGUUUUUGGAUGCUUCAAUGAUGUUAGCGGAUUGGAUCCUGGUUGUGUUCUCCUGGGAACGGCUACUUGUGAUUGUAAGUCCUUUUCGUUUCGGAUUUCUGCAACGGGUUUCAACAGCGCGCAUCAUUAUUGUCUUACUCGCCAUCCUGUCGCUCGCAUGCUAUAUGCACGAUUUUACUACCAACUAUAUAACCUUAAUGAAUGACCUAACGGACAAACCGGACUCCAAUAAACCACAUUACGGUUACCCGAACUGGCAGGAGUUUUGGGAUCUCGUCGAUGCAAAUGCCCUGAUUGCAGUGCGCAUUCUGACAUUUCUGCUGAUCCUUAUUCCCAGUGUAAUCCUAGUUGCCUUCCUUGCUCGCCAUCGACGAUCCGAGUUUGGUGAGCUGCGCCGCUUGCAGAGGCAACAGAGUGCCUCGAGUGCGGCAUCCGCGUCGUCCAUGUCCCAGCACGGAAUCAAUAUCAUUCUGCUAAGUAGUGCAUUGUUGUAUCUCAUCACGCGUUCCCUAAAAUGUUUGACGUAUGCGCCGGCCCCGAAACUAUACCGUGGACCGUUAAAUUUGCUUAUCGCGACGAUAUGAGUUUAUUUAGUAUGAUGCAACCAAUCAUCACUGCAACCACGUACAUGGGUUAUUCGUUGAAUUUCUACCUUUACCUGCUGACUGAACGUCAGUAUCGGCAGCGUUUUAUCGAGCUAGUCGUCCGUCCAGUGCGCCAGCGAUGCUUCCCCAGAAUAUUCGCAAGCGGAACUCCUCAACAACGGACUGUAAGUCUGGAGAGCAGUUUAAGGACGACGACUGAUACCACACAGCUGUAGCAGCGUUCAAUCUCUGCCAGGACUGAACGGUUAAUUCACUGUUAGACC